Zeugodacus cucurbitae (melon fly) is the source of this 1449-nucleotide messenger RNA. RefSeq lists its product as uncharacterized. The record is from RefSeq and is a predicted model, not a curated record. NCBI's taxonomy places the organism in Eukaryota, Metazoa, Arthropoda, Insecta, Diptera, Tephritidae. The transcript has a single exon. Bases 1 to 1449 code for a protein of 482 amino acids.
AUGGUAAAUAUAGUGCAGGAUUUUAAUGUGGUGGAGCAGCUAAUGCUGGGGCUGAAGGCACGUAAUUUCCAAAAUACCAUGCUAUAUUACUACAGCAGUAAUGGAACAAAUGAGCUAUUCACCUACACCUUAUAUCCGGAGUACAAACUUGUAAAUAGUUCCAACUUUUUGGCAUAUUUAAUGGAAGCUUUGCCAAAACGUUUAGCUGGUGGUAUGGAUAUGCAGGGUCAUAAGCUAUAUACACCGCUGCGUCAGGAUAUACCACAUGUCUUCAGUUAUAAGAAUAGUCGAGCACAAACUGUUUGGCGUGGUUCAGCCUAUAAUCUGCUGAAGAAAUUUAUGGACUAUGGUAAUGCAUCGUUGGUAAGCUAUGAAAUGCCGAAAGAUCGCUACGGCGGCAAUGUGAUCGAUAUGAAGGCGGCGCUGGACCUCAUACGUCACAAGAAAGUGGCAGUAAUGGCACACGCUUAUGCGUUAUUUAAAGAGGACGACGAGGUUGGUAAGAGUUAUCCACUAAUGGUGGUGCGUUGGUGUCUCAUGGUGCCCAUUUGGAAUAGCGUCUCAACAAUGUACUAUCCACUGGAGCCAUUCGAUGAUAUUAUUUGGUUUAUCAUUGUUGUUGUUUUUCUCGCAUUGGUGUCUGUGAAGUGUCUGUGGUGUUGUUGGCAGAGCACGCAUGAGCUGGCUAGACGUUUAAGCGACACUAUUUUGGAAUGUUUCUGCUUGAGUAUUGGCAUUUCUACACCAAAAUACUUCGGCGCACCUACUCUAUUGGAUUUCCUGAUUUUCACCACCAUAUUCUUAUACGGUUUCUUUCUCACAGCCAACUACACGUCACUGUUGGGCAGCAUAUUUACAGUAACUUUAUUUCGCGCACAAAUAAACACCAUGGAUGAUCUCAUAGCCACGAAUAUUUCCGUUAUGAUUAUCGACUAUGAAUUGGAGUUUCUGCGUUCUGGCGGUGAUGAACUACCAGCAAACUUCUCACGUCUGCUGAUGCCAGUGGACUCGGCCACUUACAGUCAACAUCAAGUGCAGUUUAAUACGAGUUUUGCCUAUUUUAUUACGGAGGAGAAAUGGAAUUUCCUGGACCUACAACAGAAAUACCUCAAACAACGGCUCUUUAAGUUCACAGACAUUUGCUUUGGUUCCUACCAUUUAGCCUAUCCACUGCAACCGGAUUCGUUUUUGUAUCGCAAUCUCGAGUAUUAUAUCUAUCGUAUGCAUUCUUCGGGCAUGUUGGGACACUACCAGAGCACAGCCUUCGAUUAUGCGGUGCAUGCGGGACUUGUGAAACGUUUGGCCGAUAAUACGGAGUUUACGUCGGCUGGCAUGCAGCACUUGGCUGUGGUCUUCUUAAUGCUGUUGGCUAUGUUUUGUGUGAGCUUCUGUGUUUUUGUGGGUGAGCUUGUAAAUGAACGUUUGAAGAACAAGCGUCGCUGGAAUUGA